AUGGCUUCUGGAGACAACGCUACGCCCGGGGACUCCCGGUCUAAACAGGAGCGGGUUCGUGAUAACCAGCGACGCAGCCGUGCGCGGCGGCGGCAGUAUCAGACGGACCUCCAACGGCGCCUGAACGAGUGUCACAGUACUUGUCGCGAGGCCGCUCUACAACGAGCCGCAUUUGCGGACCUUCAAGCGGAGAAUGCCCGGUUGCGGAAUCUUUUAAAAUCGGCUGGAUUCGAUCCCGACCUAGUGGGAUCCGCUGGCAGGACGGGUCCUCAGUCGGGUCCUCAGCCUUGCCGGGGUCAAGCCUCGGAUGCUUCUUCACGACUUCUGAAACCCAAGUUGCAGUCAACAGAACAGCCGGCCUGCCAGACUGUGUAUAGCGCACUCCAACCAGUAUUGGAAGAACAAGCCUGCUAUGUGGAAUCCUCCUUUCCUUUGUCUCUUCAAGGGUCUCAAAGCGCUCACAAUGCUCUAACGGUGGGCACACACUCCGAGGACGCCAUUCAACACGACUUUUCCUCGCCCUCAUUUCCCACUCCAGCAGCACUGGCUCAGCUGCCGAGCACUUCACUCGGUCUUUUUCAGGAAUGGCUCGUUGGCUAUGAUACGGAUGCGUCAUCUGUGUCCAGCGACAGCUCCUUUUCCUGCGACGCCUUCCAAGUCCCAGCAAACGGGCCUCUACUGCCAGACAAUGGCAACACGGUUUUAUGUUCGAUAGCAAAAUCCACGAUCGAACAGUACGGUCCAACGCCGGUGCAAAUGCAAGGACUCGAGGCCCGCCUAGCCACAGCAUUCAGCCGACCCACUGCACCAGGGCUGGGUUGUCGGGUUAGCAGUCAGGUCCUGUUCCAGGUAUUGAACGAAAUGGAGUCGCCGCUGCCACAAUUCUGA
Messenger RNA from Capronia coronata CBS 617.96, 888 nucleotides. RefSeq lists its product as uncharacterized. NCBI's taxonomy places the organism in Eukaryota, Fungi, Ascomycota, Eurotiomycetes, Chaetothyriales, Herpotrichiellaceae. The transcript has a single exon. Bases 1 to 888 code for a protein of 295 amino acids. The record is from RefSeq and is a predicted model, not a curated record.